UGCAAUUCUUGAGGGACUGCGAGCAGGCAUGGAGCCGGAGCUUCAAUGGGUGGGACCCCGAGGUCCCGGACUGCCUGGCGACAGAGCUGGUGGAGUGCCGAGGAGGCAACGGCAUGAUCUCCAGCAUGUUCGCAGAAAGCGAGCGCCUUUUUGGCCCUCUUCCGAACUCAAUCAGCAACCUCUGGCAUCUUACUUCCCUGUCCCUACAGUACACCGGCAUCAGGGGGUCUAUUCCGUCGGGACUUGGAGCACUGUCAUAUCUACAGGAGCUGUACCUAAAUAACAACCAAUUCUCAGGAACAAUUCCGGACAUUUUUUCCUCCCUCACCAUGCUGUCCAUAUUGCAUCUCGAAGACAACAGGCUGGUGGGGUUCAUCCCUCCGUCUAUGGGCUUGCUCACCCGCCUCACCACCAUGGUACUUACAAGGAACCAGCUCUAUGGAUCCUUCUUACCAGCAUUCAAAGACUUCACAGACCUACAGUAUCUGUACCUGGAUGACAACCAGUUCACAGGAGGAGUAUUCGACGUUUCUGGCCUAACCAAGCUGGUUAUCUUGAAUCUCCAGCGCAACAGCCUAACAGGUCCCGUUCCUGCAUCCCUUAGCCGGUUAAGCGAACUGCGUUACCUUUACUUAAGCCACAACCAACUCUCUGGAACAAUUCCUGACAUAUUCGCGCCGCUCACCAAGUUAUAUAACCUGCAAUUCCAAAAGAACAGGCUCCUAGGACCGAUUCCGACCUCCAUUGGCUUGCUAACUGAGCUGAGAGUGCUGUACCUGGAAAACAACCGUCUUUCUGGAACUAUUCCCGAUCUCUUCACUACCCUCACCAAUAUGGACCUAAUGUACUUAGGCAACAACCUUCUCUCUGGAACGAUUCCUGAUUUCUCUUCCCUCUCAUACAUUAAUUUUCUGGAUCUGAGCUACAACAGUCUAACAGGACCCAUCCCUUCGUCCAUUGGCAAGUUGAGCCAGCUAUGUUACUUGGCACUCAAAUGGAACAGCCUCACAGGGCCUAUUCCCUAUGCAUUGCAGAGUCUUACCAACCUGCAGUAUUUAGAUUUGGUUUCCAACCAGUUCUCUGGAACUAUCCCCGACUGGCUUACCUCCUUCCCCAUUCUUAUCAUUCUAGAUUUGAGCUACAACAAAUUCACAGGAACCAUCCCUUCCUCCGUUGGCUCACUCAGUUUGCUUGAGGGCUUGUCAUUCGCUCACAACCAGCUGUAUGGAAGCAUCCCCGAGGCACUGACCAGUCUCACAAAGCUAUUUAAUAUGGACCUCUCACACAACUACCUCACAGGAGCCGGGCUGAAGCCAAAGCAGGCAUAUGCAGACCUAUCCUUCAACUACCUCUCCGGCCCUAUCCGCGAGUGCUCGUCUACCAACUACGAUGCGAACUGCAUCGCAGUGACAGGCGCCUGUCUUUCACAGAUGCGUCCGGAGUCUGUCUGCAAUUCGUUCUGUGGCAUCUCGGGAACCUCCGCUGCCUGUGCGGGUCACGGGGUGUGCUACCCUACAGGUGCUAGCUUGCGGCCGGCGUGUGCGUGCGACCAGGGGUUUAAAGUUGUUGAUGGCUUGACGUGCGUUCCUGAAGAGCAAGACGAGGGCUACUCAUUCACCAACACCAUCGUUCCUCCACAGACCGAACUUACCAAGGGAACACGGAAGGAAACAGCAGGCAAGUUCACUGAAGACCCGGUCAUGCUCUUCCUCUACGAGCAAGGCCGGGAAGACCCAGGGUGUGGGACAGAGCUCGCAUUCAACGUCAACUUCACCUUCUCCCUCUCGCCCAAGCCUGGCAAAGCCGGCGCAAACGGCUUUGCGUUUGUCAUCUCUGUUAAAAACCGUCUGGGGAACAGCAGCAGCGGUGGUGUGGGGUACGGAGGCAUGGAGAGUCGAAGCAUGGCGAUAGAGUUUGACACGUUUCAGGACCCCAAGAACGGAGACCCGGACUAUCAGCACAUAGGGCUGAACGUGCAAGGUAGGGACGUGUCAGUUGCGACAGCCAAGGCGCCGUUUGUGCUGAACGACAGGAAGGAGUACACAGCAUGGGUGGACUAUGUCCCGGGGGAUCCCGGCACCAUUCAGGUGUUUCUGGCGAACUCCACAGCCAAGCCGGGAGCGGCGGUGCUGGAGCGGCGGUUCUCGCUGUGCGAGGUGCUGCAGCCGGGGCCGCCGCAGGUGGAGCAGGGCGAGGAGGCGCAGGUGCAGGCGUACUACGUGGGGUUUGUGGCGUCCACCACUGUGGCGCCGUUCCAGAAGCACGUGGUGCUGGACUCCUGGGUGCAUGCUGGCCUGCCUCCGCCACACAAGCCAGUCAACAUCGUUCCCACAUACGGGCUGAACGUGUCGGUGGAGACGUAUGCACCGCAGCAGGCGAGCCCGUUUCCGCGCUACGUGAGUGCAGACUACCGCGUGGCGGCGGACAAGAAGGACUCGUGGCGCUUCAGCGACUACCACUCCUGGGACUCCGUGCCCUUCCUCGGCUGGCCCGUCAAGGACCAGACCACCUGCAAUGCGUGUUGGGCAUACGCAGUGGUGGCGAGCAUAGAAGCAGCGUACGGCAUAGCAACAAGGCAGGAAGCUCCACGCCUCUCAGUGGACUCGCUCUUCACACUCAUGGGUCUCACCACCGCGGCUGACAGGUGCUCUGCGGGGGGCUCGCCCACAGAGGCCUUUGAGAAGCUGCGCGCUCUGCCUAAGGACGGGCUUGUGCUAGCAGGGACGGGCGGCUCGCAGACGAACAAGGAUACGAAGCGGUACCCGAUCCAGGGAUUUGAGCGCACGUUCUUCAAGGGGUACAUGGGGCUCAUGCUGGCAGUGCAGCGCCAGCCAGUCGUGGUGCACAUCCAGGCCUCCACACAGUCAUUCCUCGAAUACGACGGGACCUUCAAGUACCAGGACCCACAGUGCUACUCGGCCAACUUGAACCACGUGGUACUCGUUGUGGGCUACUUCAUUUUCCGCGACGACGGCAGCCAGAACCGCAUAGCGCCGCCCUUCUGGAUCGUGCGCAACUCGUGGGGAGUGGAGUGGGGCGACCGGGGCCACAUGCGCAUGGACAUCCAGGGAGGGGACGGCGUGUGUGGCAUCAAUGUGCUACCUGGCAUCGUGCCCAUUGUCAAGAUUCCCAAGGACCCGUGUGGGCUGAGGAGCUACAAGGGCGAUGGGGACGUGCAGCCGGCGAUGAACCCGUGUGGGCGCUUCACGUGCCGCCCCAUCCCCAAGAACGACUCCAACUCCUGUGACUGCGUCAUCCCGGAGGAGCCCAAGCAGCCCUUCGCUGAGGUCGCCAAUGGAUACGGCGCCAACACCUGUGCCUACGUGGACGUGUGUGGGUCGUACUUCAAGAACCCAUGUGCGGUGGGCACAUGCAUCAACGAUGGCAAGGGCGCCUACUCCUGCAUCUGCCCUCCCACCUACAUCUCCAGCCGCACCAUCCUCAACUUCCCCACCUGCGACCCAGUAAAUAUCACGGCCACAGCAAUGGCAGUGAGCGGGGUCAACUGGCGCUGCUCAGAUGUCUAUCCCAUUGUGGGGAUAUCAUACAAUCAGUUCAGGCAGCAAAACCCGCAAGUGGACUGCACUAAGCCGUUGGCGAUAAACACAACGCUGUCUGUGGGUGGGAGUCCUGAAAUCCCCUGCACUUCCUAUUUCUACGCCCUCCAAGGGGACACGUGUCGUUCCAUGGCAUAUCAGCUCAUAAUGACCCGCAGCAAGCUCAUAGAGCUCAACCCCGGUCUGGACUGCGCCGUCCCUAUCAAGCCCGGCCGCUCCGUGUGCAUCGAGCGCAGUGCUGCAUACGCGUACACCGUUCCGUUGUGUCUCAAGUACGGGGUCAUGCUGGCGCAGGACUCAUGCGAGCGCAUGCUGCAAGGGCUGGCGGGAGAUGUGAAUGCGACCACGUGGGCCAUGCUGUAUCGCACGAACCCCGGGCUGGUGUGCUCGCAGGUCAUCCCGACUUCCAUCGCGGCUGUUGGCAGCAACAUCGGUGUGCAGGUGAUGUGUGCUUAA
Messenger RNA from Closterium sp. Naga37s-1, 4013 nucleotides. Lineage: Eukaryota; Viridiplantae; Streptophyta; Zygnematophyceae; Desmidiales; Closteriaceae. The record is from the annotation of a GenBank genome assembly.